This is a messenger RNA of Quercus lobata, 711 nucleotides long. RefSeq names its product ankyrin repeat-containing protein ITN1-like. The transcript is spliced from 3 exons. The record is from RefSeq and is a predicted model, not a curated record. Bases 1 to 711 code for a protein of 236 amino acids. Gene Ontology annotation, molecular function: protein binding. NCBI's taxonomy places the organism in Eukaryota, Viridiplantae, Streptophyta, Magnoliopsida, Fagales, Fagaceae.
AUGGUUCGAGAUCCCAUAACAGAAGGGGGAGACACAGCUCUGCACAUUGCAGCUGCUACGAAUCACCCCAACUUCGUAAGAGAACUGCUGAAAUUGAUGAAAAAGGAAGAAUUAGAAAUUAAAAACAAAUAUGGACAAACAGCGCUUUACUUGGCUGCGGCAUCAGGAAAUGUGAUAAUUGCAGAGGAGAUGGUGGAAAAGAAUAAUAAACUAACUUUGACCCACAUAGAAUCAGGAAAAAGGAAAUUUACACCACUUCACAUAGCUGCUCUGCUGGGACAUAGAGAAAUGGUGUCGUUUCUAUUCGCGGAGACUUCUUUUGAAUAUUUGUCUCCUGAAGAACGCAUUGAGCUUCUUGUUGCUACUAUUUCAAAUGAUUUGUUUGAUAUAGCAUUGAGAAUUAUGAAAAUGGAUGUACAAUUAGCAAUCGCCAAGGAUAUAUAUGGAAAGACUGCAUUGUAUGAAUUGGCUAGGAAACCAUUUGCAAUUGGCAGCAAAAGUCAGCUAUCAGUUUCAAAACGAUGCUUAUACUCCUAUAAAUCCGGGUUGGAAUAUACAGGAGGGAUUAGCUCAUCUGGCAAUAUCACUAAAGAAGUGAAGUUUAUAAAGGCCAAAAAGUCAGUUGAAGUUGGCCUUACUGCUGAGAAGCCCAAGAUAGAGGAGAAGAGGAAUGUGGAGAAACAACAGAUGGUGAACAACCCCCGUAAUUAA